Coffea arabica (coffee) is the source of this 1353-nucleotide messenger RNA. RefSeq lists its product as uncharacterized. The record is from RefSeq and is a predicted model, not a curated record. Lineage: Eukaryota; Viridiplantae; Streptophyta; Magnoliopsida; Gentianales; Rubiaceae.
AUGGAUAAAACUUGGAUGCAAAAGAAUAGACGAAGCAAAGCAUAUUGGGAUGGUUUGCAAAAAUUCUUAGAUUAUGCAUUCCAGAAUUCAAGUAUAAAUGGGAUGAUAUUAUGUCCAUGUAAAGAAUGUAAGUGUGGUGUAUGUAUUACCAGGGCGAAUGCAGAACUUCAUUUGAAAGUUUAUGGUUUUGUUAAAGGAUACACCCAUUGGGCAGCUCAUGGAGAAUUUGUUUACUCUAAUGCACCAAAACCUACUUCCCAUGAUAUCUCACAUGGGGUACAGGAUGAACUUGAUGACAUGCAUGGUUUGGUUCAUGAUGCAAUGGGAAUUCCUGAACAAGAUUAUACAAGGAUAGAUGGAACUGAAUACAAAAGCCAAUUGCCCAAUGUAGAAGCUGAAAAGUUUUACAAUCUAAUUGAUAAUUCUAACAAAGAGCUUUACUCUGGAUGUAAAAGAUUCUCAAAACUGUCCUUUAUGAUUCGGUUGCUUCACCUCAAAUGCCUUGGUAAACUCAGCAACAAAAUUUUUGAUAUGUUACUUGAUUUGUUGAAAGAAGCCUUUCCAGAUGCGAUGGAUGGUUUGCCUAAGUCUUAUUAUGAAGCUGAAAAGUUAAUGAAGGAAUUAGGACUUGGGUAUGAUAAAUAUGAUGCAUGUCCGAAUGACUGCACUUUGUAUUGGGGGGUAGAUGCAAGAAGAAAGCAUUGUGAAACAUGUAAAGAAUCUAGAUGGGUUAAAUCUGAAAAUGAUCCGACUGGUGAGGGAAGAAAAAUACCGCAUAAGGUUUUAUGGCAUUUUCCCCUAAAACAUAGGUUACAACGCCUAUUUAUGUCCUCCAAAAUUGCAGGCCAUAUGAGAUGGCAUGCAGAAGGUCGUACUAAGGAUGGUAACAUGAGGUACCCUGCUGAUUCUCCAUCUUGGCAAACAUUUGACUUUCAUCAUCCAGAAUUUUCUCAAGAUUCUCGUAAUGUGAGGUUGGGCCUAGCAUCAGAUGGAUUUAACCCAUUCAAAAAUAUGAGUUCAACUCAUAGCACUUGGCCGGUAAUAUUGAUGCCAUAUAAUUUGCCGCCAUGGAUGUGUAUGAAACAACCGAACUUUAUGUUGUCAUUAUUGAUACCCGGUCCAUUUGCACCAGGAAAUAAUAUUGAUAUAUAUUUAAAACCUCUCAUAGCAGAAUUAAAGGAAUUGUGGGAUGUUGGAGUGAAUACAUAUGAUGCAUCCAGAAAAGAAAACUUUCAACUUCGUGCAGCACUUUUAUGGACCAUUAGUGACUUUCCAGGUUAUGUAAUCCUCUCCGGAUGGAGCACUAAAGGAAAACUUGCAUGUCCUGUAUGCCAUAAAUACACAUGUUCAUAG